AUGAAUCGUACUAAUAAGAUGCCUUGCUGCUCCCACUGCAAUACUAAUUAUCAAAUUGGAGAUGUUUAUGGACCCAAGAAUCCAAUGUUGUUAGUUUGUGGACAUGAUAUGUGUAGAAAUUGUAUAAAGUACUUGUACAAGAAGAAUAAACAAGUUAUUUGUAAAGUUUGUCAAGCUGAUUGCAUGAUUAAAUGUGAUGACGAAAUAUCAAACAUACCAAUACACUAUUUUAUAGUUGGUAAAGUAUGGUACUCAUCAUAUAACAGACAGCGUAAAAUAUAUCAAGAUAUUUUUAAUAUUAGGAUGACUUCAAAGUCUUUAAUGAAAACUAAAGAAAAUUGUCAAAAUUGUCAAAAUUGUCAAAAAUAUGCAGCUAUCUUUUGUGAACAAUGUGAUGAGACGUAUUGUGAGGACUGUUCUCAAGAGAUUCAUAUGGAAAAUCAUUUGAUGUUACAACAUGAUUUAAACAAACUAGACACUACACACCUUGAAUUUCUUCAAGCAUCCAAGUGUGAUCUUCAUUUGAAAAUAAAUGAUUUUAUUUGUAUAACAUGUAAAAAAGAAUUGUGCCCAGUGUGUGCUGUUGAAAAUCACCGACAUCACGAACUUCUUCAUUUGGAAAAAUAUAAUAUUAGCCAAGCACAACGCUUAAAUGAAUAUUCAUUAAAAGGAGACAUUUUACUUAAAAGAUUGAAACAUUAUAGAGAUGUGAGUACAAGCCUUGCAUUAUCGUUAGUAAAUAUUAAAUGUAUGAAUGAAGUAUAG
Molecule: messenger RNA, 765 nt
Organism: Macrosiphum euphorbiae (potato aphid)
Lineage: Eukaryota; Metazoa; Arthropoda; Insecta; Hemiptera; Aphididae
Source: the annotation of a GenBank genome assembly